GUUGCAAGGAUAUUUAAAUGGAGUGUUAUCACAUAUUUGGUGCAAAUGCACCAAAAGUAAGAUAACGGUGUAUGACAAUUAUAUUUUGACAAGGACCGUAAUCGUCCGCCCUGCCUCGCCGUUGUUGUUGUUAUAUUAUGAGACGGGUGGUGACAGCCCGCUCCGCUGGAUUAACGAUGGCACCCGCUGCCGGAUACAUACUUUGUGUGAUUCUUAUUUUCCUAUUAAAUACAGCGCGCGUUUCAUCACAAACCGCAUAUUACACGAACGUUAGACAAGGAAAGAUGGGUUUUUCCUCAGGAUUUGACUCCGAGAACAGGCCAGACGAGUUGAUGAACGUAGAGGUCUCUUUUACCGCCACCACGAUAUCUAACGUGGACACAAAAUCCGGCUAUGCGACCAUUAGUGGCUGGUUUACAUUGACUUGGACGGAUGCUUUGUUCCAGUGGAGCCUGGGAAAUAUAGACUACAUUUUUUACAAGAAAUCCUCUCUGUGGACACCGCGAUUAGUGGUAUUCAACGCAAUAAAUGGAUUCUCGAUACUUGGAGACGACAACGAUAUGAUCCGCAUCGGCAAGGACGGUGUUAUACGAUGGGAGCCGGGCGGUCAGUUCCGAGUGAAAUGUGACGUCAGGCAACCCUCACUUAUAUGCAAACUAAAGUUGUCUAGCUGGAUGUACGCUAACACGGAGGUGGAACUGGUCAAUCACGCCUCCGCCAUUGACACGUCACUUGUCAGUUUGGACGAGAAGUACAGCCUCAAGACUUCCGGUUUGGAGACGGUGGUCGCCACGAGCUCACGUGCAACAUACCCUACGACUCAUCUCAUAUACAGUUUUACCAUCGACCAGACGUCUGACUCGCAGACGGUCACGUGGGUUGUCGUGGUGACGUACGUCCUUCUGUCUUGCGCGCACCUGCUCGUGUUCACGUUGUCAGUGGAUACCACAGACAAGAUAGCGUUCUCCGCCAAUAUGCUCAUGGCGUUGGCGUUGUACCUGGUGGUGUUUUGCGCCAUUCUAGAAGUCGGACGGGACGGUCUUAACAGAAGUGUGUCUCAUCUAGAGAUACACAUGUUCGCCAUGUUCGCGCUCACGGUUCUUGAGACCAUUUUCAACGCGGUGGUUGUUGGGAUACACGAGAAUCACAAGAACAACCAGCCACUCGGAAAACAGGGGUGCAUGCGGAGAUUUCUCGCUCGUCUCUCGUGUUUCCGGCAUUCGCUAGUCAGGAGCAACAUCGUGGGCAUAAUUGACGACAAUGGCGCUCAUAAAAACCGGAAAUUGCGAACAAAAAUUAGUCAGCCGUCGAAACAGCGCUGGAACGCUUCUGAGUCGGACUGGGGGAGCUCUCGGAAUUUCGAUAGGAUAAAAAGCGCCAGUACUACAACCGGACGGACGGACAGUCAAACGGAGAGUCAAGAUCUGGAGUCCUCGCCUAGCAACGUAUUAGAUGACGAUUCCGCGACCGAGUUCAAAGCUGGAAAGAGCGCGAUUUUCACGUGGGCCGAUAUUGCCACCAUGUGGGGUCGCGUUUUUUUCAUGACGUUUUUUCUCAUUAGGGCCUUUACCGUCAUCGUCUGUUUUAGCGUCAUACUAGGUUCAUGUGGGCUAACUUUUUGCGUUUCCUAGUAAAUCUAGUUGUGUUAUUGUUGUUGUUUUUUAAAGAAUAAGGUCUGAACUCGCCCAGCCCUUACUUCCAGCUUUUGUCUGAUAAUUCAUUUACAUUCGAUAAAUAAAUAAUGGCCAACUUGGA
This is a messenger RNA of Dreissena polymorpha, 1755 nucleotides long. RefSeq names its product neuronal acetylcholine receptor subunit alpha-10-like. The transcript has 8 exons. Gene Ontology annotation, biological process: monoatomic ion transmembrane transport. The record is from RefSeq and is a predicted model, not a curated record. The coding region runs from base 138 to 1631 and encodes 497 amino acids. Gene Ontology annotation, cellular component: membrane. Gene Ontology annotation, molecular function: extracellular ligand-gated monoatomic ion channel activity; transmembrane signaling receptor activity. NCBI's taxonomy places the organism in Eukaryota, Metazoa, Mollusca, Bivalvia, Myida, Dreissenidae.